AGCGCUAAAGCGGAAGUAAGUACGUGGCCGGACCAGCUGACGUUUCUGCACGAUGGCGACUGAGGUUCAGAGCGGCGACCUCAACGGUGGAAAUGCGAGCCGUCUCGAAGUUUCCAUCGACGGCUUGACCCUCAGCCCGGAUUCGGAGGGAGAGGCGGAUCACGCGGACGCUCCCGGGCCGCACACGGACGAGCACAGCGACGUGGAGCCGAGCGCCGAUGGCCGGGACGACGGGGAGCAAAAUGCCGAGAAUUCCGUGGAGAGGAUAUGGGGCUUUCCUUUAGUGGAGCUCUACGGCCUGGCUCUCAGAUUCUUUAAAGAAAAAGAUGGGAAGGCCUUCCACCCAACAUACGAGGAGAAGCUGCGUCUGGUGGCUCUCCAUAAGCAGGUGUCUCAGGGGCCCUACAAUCCAGACGCCUCCCCUGAAGUGGGUUUCUUCGAUGUGCUGGGAAACGACCGCAGGAAAGAGUGGGCAGCGUUGGGGAACCUGGGGAAAGAGGAGGCCAUGGUGGAAUUUGUCAAGAUGUUAAAUAAAUGCUGUACUUUAUUUGCACCUUUCGUCGCAUCUCACAAGAUUGAAAAAGAGGAGCAGGAGAGGAAAAGGAGGGAGGAAGAGGAGCAGCGGCGUCGAGAGGAAGAGGAACGGGAGCGUCAGUUACAGGAGGAGGAACGACGUCGGAAGGAGGAGGAGGAGAGACUGAGGAGAGAAGAGGAACAGAGGAGGCAGGCUGAGGAGGAGAGACUCCGUGUGGAGCAGCAGAAGCAGCAGAUCAUGGCUGCGUUAAAUGCGCAGACAGCCGUACAGUUUCAGCAGUAUGCGGCGCAGCAGUACCCGGACAGUCCCGAACAGCAGCUCAUUCUCAUCCGGCAGCUGCAGGAACAGCACUACCAGCAGUACAUGCAGCAACUCUACCAGGUGCAGCUGGCUCAGCAGCAGGCAGCCCUUCAAAAGCAGCAGGAGGACGCUAUAGUACUCUCCAAGUUAGAAGCCAGCGAGACGUCAGCGUCCCCUAUCGGUGAGGAGACUCCCACAGUGAACGGCCAGGCGGAAUCGUCCAUUGACAGCAUAGAUCGAGAGCAAGAGCUGGAGCCUGCAGAGGAGGUCACUGAGAACGGCCCAACAGACUCUCCCCCAGUGAUAGCAGCCCCCUCUAUGUGGACACGGCCGCAGAUCAAAGACUUUAAGGAGAAGAUUCGCCAGGACGUGGACUCCGUGAUCACAGUGGGACGAGGGGAAGUGGUCACAGUCAGGGUCCCCACUCACGAGGAAGGCUCCUAUCUCUUCUGGGAAUUUGCCACAGACCAUUAUGACAUUGGGUUUGGUGUCUUCUUUGAAUGGACUGACUCCACCAACGCCUCGGUCAGCGUGCACGUCAGUGAGUCCAGCGAUGAAGAUGAGGAUGAGGAUGAGCCUCAGAGUGAAGAGGAAAAGGCCAAGAAGGAGGCAGGGAAACCUCAGGUGGAUGAGAUCGUGCCGGUUUACCGGCGGGACUGCCAUGAGGAGGUGUACGCAGGGAGUCACCAGUACCCCGGCCGUGGCAUCUAUCUACUCAAAUUUGACAACUCGUACUCCCUCUGGAGGUCAAAGAGUGUCUAUUACAGAGUCUACUACACCAGAUAAGCCUGGGAUCAAGACUUGGAGCAAGAGAGAAAGUGUGUGUGUGUGUGUGUGUGUAUGUGUGUGUGUGUGUGUGUGCUCGUGCACACGCAUGCGUGAGUGUGCAUGUGUGUAUGGGGCGCGUCUCGUUCUGUUGGAGUUUAGGAGGGUUGGCCUCUGAUGUAUCCGUGGCACCUCUGUUUUGCACUCUGAAAGGCGUGCUCUAGGAUUCUGUGCUUGUUGAUAGUAUUGUCUUCUGUUCACAGUGUGAUUUCUCUUCAGCCUCCAUGUUCUAAUGUCAUCCAAAGAGGUGCUUUGGCCACUAAGAGAGCUGUAUGUGUUCAUUCAAAUUGACCCAUUUACUUGAUAUGUUCAGAUAAAGAGUCUAGGGAGUAUGGUUUUAAAGUAGUGCAGUCUUGCGUGGGAAUUAAUUAAUGCUGCUUUUCUGCUUUUUUUGCUCGGACCAAGUGCUUUUAUUUCCAGUACUUUAUUUCGGUGAAAAUGGGCGUGAUUUCCGGCUCUAUAGCAGGAUCCUUUCUGGAACCUGUUUAUUAAAUUGUCCCAAAGGCUGUUUGAAUAUUCAUUACUGUGUAGUAUUUUUCAGAAGCAACCCCUCAUCUUAUCAGAGAAAAAGUCUGUCUCAUUAAAUUCUUUUUAUGUAUUGGCGCAUACUUCUGAGUAUUCUUGUGCUACAUUAUCGAAAAUGUAAAUAACAUUCACUGAUGAUGAUGAUGAUGAAGAUGAUUAAGAAGUUCAUUAAGAAGUCUUGAGCAAGUUCAACUCCAGGACAAAAUAUAGAUCCUUUUGAUAUUUGAUAAUUAGUUAUUAGUGCAAUUCCUUGAUAAUAGCUAUGUAAUAAAUUCUCUUGCAGUAUAUUAUCCAAGAGGAGUUCUUCCUGGUGAGUGUUGGACAUAUUAACAGCAUAUUAUAUAAGCAGGCAUGUCGCUAAGUAGUACCAUAACAGUUUGUUUCAAAGAAUACUUCAAGACUAGAAAUCACACCUCACUUUUUAUUGGUUGCUCUUCUUAAUCAUUCCCAUUUUGAUUCGUAAUCCUUCUUAAUUGAUACUUUAGUAAGGUUUAACAUCAUCACCAUGAUCAUCACCAGCAGUAUAAAUGAGGCAGCAGCUCCUUUUAGUGGAAAAAAAAGCAAUCUGGCUUUCUUAAAACACUGGUCCAGGUGGUUGUAGAAAAGCAGCACUUCCUCUUUUAGGUGAGCACUGGAAUACCUGCCAGCUGUCUACACAUCUGUAAUAGUAAUAAUGCUUCACAAAUCAACAUCCAGUACAGGUUUAAUCCAGCCACACGUGCAAGCAGAGGCGGCCAGGACUAAAUGAAUAAACCAGUAAAUACAUGACUUUUCUACUGAGACGAGUGGGGAAUGAUGAAUAUCAGGAUUAAACUGGUAUAUAUCUCGGAAAAAGAAAAAGAAUCGUUUUGCUAAAGUGGUUGGACUGUGUGUAAAGCAUUUAAUAAAUAUUUAUUAAUCUGCCUUGUAGAUUAGGGUCCUUGAUGUCGGUCAUAUUACAUAUAACUUCUCUCUGAAACUGUCCACUCUUCUGCUUCUCAGUGAGAUUCUCGUCUCUCGACUGAACAAGUCACCGUCAUGAUAUUGUGUGGGGGUUUUUUUUUUUUUUUUUUUGUUCAGGAUUUUGGGUUCUGCAGGUAACUUUUUUUUCUAUGGUGGCAUAACUGUUCACUCUUUUUGUUUUUUGUUUUGGUCUGUCGCUGUUACAUUUUAAAGCACGUUAGUUAUACAAAGCCACAAAAUCGAAAACGCAGAGUAAACUCAUGGUCUUAUACGUUACAUGGACACUUCAUUACCUUUAUUACGAACUAACCGUCACGUGUGUUUCGUCUUAUUACUGUGACUGGCGGUAUGAAAAGCAUCGACAGUGAGCAUUGCUGUGAACUCCUCCGAUUAUGUGCUCGAUCCUGAGCUGUCACUUGAUCAUCACAACAUUUCAUUGAACAUAGUAACACUCUAAAACGUCAAUCACCAGUUCAGUUAGAAUAUGGAAUAAUUUUUUUUUUUUUUUCACCUAAAUGGUUCAUCCCACAAAUUUGUGAGUAUAUUUAUAUAAUGAUUGUAUAAUGACCAUGUGCACAGUGCUGUCCAGAGCAGUGAUGAUGAGAGACUGACCCCCCCCCACCCCACCCAAGCAGCAGCAGCAGCCCAACACCAUCCUUACAGUUAACAGUAAAAUGUGUACAGAUGUGUGUUCCUAAUUUUAUUCCCCUGUGUCUUUUUUAUUUCCAUGUGUUAAUAAUGCUAAGUCAGGCUUUUGUAAAAGUGGAAUGUAACCGAAGGCUUGAUCUUGGACUGAGGACUUUUGUGAAGAAAGAUGGAAAUGUGGUGAAUAUCAUAUUGUACAUUUUCUCCCAUUUGCAAAGUGAAAAAUCAAUGUAAAUUUCAUACCGUGAAUACAUGAAGUAACUGGAGAGGGUUUUUUUCUUUGUUCUUUUUUUUUUAUUAUUAUUUUGCAUUGAUUUGUCAUGGAUGAGAUCAGGGAUGACUUUCCUUGAGAAUUAUAUUUAAUCUUGAUUAAACCCAAGUUCAUCUGUA
Hemibagrus wyckioides is the source of this 4162-nucleotide messenger RNA. It is a transcript of the gene acbd3, whose product is annotated as acyl-Coenzyme A binding domain containing 3. Gene Ontology annotation, cellular component: Golgi membrane. Lineage: Eukaryota; Metazoa; Chordata; Actinopteri; Siluriformes; Bagridae. The transcript has 8 exons. Gene Ontology annotation, molecular function: fatty-acyl-CoA binding. The coding region runs from base 53 to 1621 and encodes 522 amino acids. The record is from RefSeq and is a predicted model, not a curated record.